Racocetra persica is the source of this 1252-nucleotide messenger RNA. The record is from the annotation of a GenBank genome assembly. Lineage: Eukaryota; Fungi; Glomeromycota; Glomeromycetes; Diversisporales; Gigasporaceae.
AUGAGACCUGUAAAAAAAAAUGAUAAAAAAAUCGCAACACCGGUAGAAGAUACUGAUGAUUCAGAUAAAGAAAUGUAUGAAAAAAAGAAAUGUUCAAUAUCUAGUAAUUCGAUAUUUAGAGAAGGGGAAAUAGUGUGGUUAGAUGCAAAAAAGAUAUUGGAUGAGAAUAUGCUCGCAAAAUGCAACGAGAUUAAUGAAACUCCAAUCAGAUAUUGGCCAUCAAUUAUUACUAAGAUAAUAUCACCCUUAGGAAGUAAAAAUCCGGAAAAUGAUUAUUACACAAUAAAAUUAAUGAUAUUACGUGGCCAAAAGGAUGUUGAUAUAAAUUCGAUUCAACCUUGGCUUCUUUAUAGGCCUGAAAUUUUGGGUACACGAAAAGCUUCCAGAAUAUCAUCAGACAUAGAUGUGGACAAUCCGGAGCCAGAACAGAUUGCUGCUGCUUAUAUUAAAGCCGUACGUCAAGCACGUGAUAUUGGAACCACAUAUACUCCAGUAUCUCAGUAUGAUUAUCGUCGUCCUUCAAAUGUUCAGGGUCCAAACGAGGCAAAAUCGAAACGUUUCGCUGAAAUGGAAAAAUAUACACAUUUUAGAGCAAUCUACUUUGGUGCUGAAAUUCUAUGUGAAGAUGAUAUAGUACGAUUGAUCCCCGAUAAGAGUGCUCGAAGAGGAAAAGGCUCAUCAUCAAACGGUAGAAAGACUGAUCAUAGAUCAUAUCUACAAAUUACUGGUAUCUAUAAACAUCCAAAAAAAGGAAUCCAUUUAACAGGUGAUAUGUAUAAUCGAGGAAAUUUAUUAGAAAAUAAUAAAUAUCAGUGGUUUCCGGUGAAUGAGGAUGAUGAAGAGUAUAAUAUAGACUUGUCUGAAGUUGCUGGUCGAUUUUAUCCAAUGUGGCCAGAUCACACAGAAAUCAUGCCUUGUAAAACUGCCAAUGUGUUACAAAAAAGACGCGCGAUGACUGGCGAAGAUGAAUCGACACUUACUACUGACUUUUGGUUGUCUCUUAAACCUGAAGAAAUUAAUUCUGAUGAUUCGAUGAGUCAAUCUGAGCUAUCUGACCUUUCACAUUCGACGCAACAAACCAGGAAACGAACAAUACCUUUCGAUCAUCCACUAGAUGAAUUACCUAAAAAAUGCAAGACCGAAGUUUCAAACCCUGAAAUCAAAAUUGACAUUUUAUUACCGACAUCAAACAUACCUAAUAGUGAAAAUGAUUAUACUUUAACCAAUAAUGUUACUUCUGAAACAUCCAGUU